AUGUCCGAAGAAGAAGAUAUCAAACACCUUGAAGCCAGUUUAAUAGGAUUGGCUGAAUGUGAGAAGGAAAUGGACAAGGCGGAGAAGGAAGCCGAAAUUUUCAGAAUUAACAAAACUCAAAAGAUUUACCAGAAGAGAAGUGAGAUCUUAAGUAAGAUUCCUACCUUUUGGUACAUUGUUUUGGCCGAAAACGAUGAUUUUGCUGAGUACAUCAGUAGUGAUGACUUGAAAUAUUUGGAGGAUAUUGCAAACAUUUAUGUAGAAUAUGACAUUGCUAACAAUAACCCCAGAGAUUUUAAAAUCAUAAUUUCAUUCGAGGGAAAUUUGAUUCCCAAGCAAACCAUCACCAAAUCGUUCAAGACUCUCGUUAAUGAGCAAGGCGAAGAGUAUUUGACGUCAGAAGCUGUGGAAAUUGAAUGGCCACAGCAAUUACAAAGUAUCAAUCCGAAAACAAUAAAAGCAAACAGUAAGAAGCAAAAUGGUUCAAUGAGUACAGAGGAUAAGAAGAAUUAUAGAAUAGGCAUGAAAUCGUUUUUCUCAUUUUUCACUUGGACUGGUGAGAAGCCAGGUAAAGAAUUCAGAAAUGGUGAAGACUUAGCUAGAUUGAUUGUAGACAAUUUAUUUCCGUAUGCAGUGAAGUACUAUACUGAAGCACUUCCCGCGGGAUCUGAAGACUUCGAUGACGAUGAAGACGAAGAAGACGAGGAGGAUAGUUCUGAGGGUGAGGAGUUGGAUCUCAGUGCGGACGAAAAGGACGAUGAACCGCAGACCAAAAAACAAAAGACGUAA
Dujonia railenensis is the source of this 789-nucleotide messenger RNA. The record is from the annotation of a GenBank genome assembly. Lineage: Eukaryota; Fungi; Ascomycota; Pichiomycetes; Serinales; Debaryomycetaceae.